UAAUUUUCUUCAUUGUUUUAUAACAUUUAAACACUGUAGGUUUCUCUUGCACCAGCAGAUUUGUCAUUUAUACGUGUUGAAAAAGAUGUGAAAAAAAAGAAAAUCUGUUGAUAAGAUAAACUAAUUGAAUUGUCGCACCAUAGAUGUGAAGUUAAUUAAUUAUGGUUUUUAUAAAUAAGACUUACACAAAAGUUUAAAAGUAAAUAUUUCUUAAAAAUGCAACCUUGCACGACAAAUUACAAUUGGUGUUUGUAUUUUAUAAAAUUUAUUGUUUGUUUUUCUGGGAUAAUCAUUCUUUACGGUGGAUUUCCUAACGAAAAAGAAAUCCCCUGUACAUGUGAUUCACGAUGGAAAAAUCAGACACAAGAUAAUGGCGAAAUGAGAAUGUCUUUGAAUAUUGCGUGGAUGGACAUUGUCCUAAUUACACUUGUUAUCUCGAUGUCUAGUUUAACAAAAUGUUCAGAUUUGUUAGCAACAAAUAAUUCAAUGAGGUGUGACGAUGCAAGAUUGCGAUGUGCCUACAGAACAGGGUGUGGAAUGGCUUUACAACAGUACCUUACACGUUGUACAUCAGUUCUCCAUGGAGAAAUGAACAAAUGUCCAGAGACCUGUCAACAUGCUCUUAUUGCUCUUACAAGUACGGAUGAAGGAAAAGAACUAAUGAGAUGUGAUUGCACUCAAGAAGAUCAUCUAUGCUUGCAAUCAAAACAAAAGGUAGAAGUCUGUCGAUCGUCAGUUAUAGCGGCCAUGAAUAAAACAAGAGUAUCCUGCAGAAUAGCAACAUGGAUAUGUAAUGCCGAUGCUAUAUGUUCCACAGCAUUAGUAUAUUAUAACGGAUACUGUAAAAGCAUGUUUCAUGGUAAAAAGUGCACUCAUCGUUGCCGAAAUUCUAUAAAUAUUUUGAGACGCCAAGAGAAGGCUGAUAAGUUAAAUACGUGUUUUUGUGAUGGUGCUGAAGAUUAUGACUGUAAAUCAAUUCAUCGUAACAUGAAUUUAUUAUGUUAUAAAAAAUCCCAUCAUAUUUACCAGGAUGAAAAAAAAAUAAGCGAUGACACUAGUACUAACAAUAUUCUCAAUAAAAGCUCAAAUGCUGUUGGUGUUAAAAACAUUUAUGUGAUUAACAGGAUAACAUUAUUCGCAUCUAUGGUUCUACUUUUUAUGUCUCAACCAUUGCCUGUGACACAAACAACUUCUGAUCAUAAUUCUGCUCUUGGAAAUUUGCAGUCUGUUGGUUCUAAUAAUCAAAAUCCUCUAGCUAUAACAGCAUUACAAAACAGUUCCUCAGCAUCUGUAAUGCAAAACCAAAUCCCAUCUCAGUAUUCUACACAAUCAGUAAAAAUUCCACAAAUGCAAUCUUCUGUUUCUGGAACAUCCAAUGAAUUUCCACAGUUUCUGACAAAAACGCGGUUACAAGAUUUAGUAAGAGAAGUAGAUCCAUCUGAGCAACUGGAUGAAGAUGUUGAAGAAAUGCUCCUGCAAUUAGCAGAUGAUUUUGUGGAAACAACAGUUAAUGCAGCAUGUUUACUAGCUAAACAUCGACAUGCUAAUACUGUUGAAGUAAAAGACGUUCAACUGCAUUUAGAAAGAAACUGGAAUAUGUGGAUUCCUGGAUUUGGGACAGAUGAAGUGCGACCUUACAAAAGAGCUACUGUAACUGAAGCACACAAACAGCGAUUAGCACUUAUUCGUAAAUCAAUAAAAAAAUAUUAAUUCUAAUUUAUAUGAUUUUUGAUGAAUAUCAUAAUAAAAAUUACUGUACAUUUUCAAGUUUAAAUUUGUUAUAAAUUAAAUAUUAAUAAUAUUAUUUUUUCAUAAUU
Messenger RNA from Leptopilina boulardi, 1817 nucleotides. RefSeq lists its product as uncharacterized. The coding region runs from base 217 to 1710 and encodes 497 amino acids. NCBI's taxonomy places the organism in Eukaryota, Metazoa, Arthropoda, Insecta, Hymenoptera, Figitidae. The transcript is spliced from 8 exons. Gene Ontology annotation, molecular function: protein heterodimerization activity. Gene Ontology annotation, cellular component: transcription factor TFIID complex. The record is from RefSeq and is a predicted model, not a curated record. Gene Ontology annotation, biological process: regulation of cell cycle; DNA-templated transcription initiation.